Oncorhynchus gorbuscha (pink salmon) is the source of this 2531-nucleotide messenger RNA. RefSeq names its product E3 ubiquitin-protein ligase Praja-2-like. NCBI's taxonomy places the organism in Eukaryota, Metazoa, Chordata, Actinopteri, Salmoniformes, Salmonidae. The record is from RefSeq and is a predicted model, not a curated record.
AAUAAUGGAUGUCGCUAUACGUUAAAAGAAACAAGCAAUAUUGGGACCGUGAUGGGUCAGGAAGCUGGCAAGCCAGCCUGGCCCAAACCACCUGGUGGACAUCAGACAAUCACAGGAAGGCGAUACGGCAGGAGGCAUGCAUAUGUUAGCUUCCGUCCAACCUCUGCCAAGCACAGGAACCCAGCCAGCGUGGAGGAUUGGCCCGAUACGGAAAUGGACGGUGUCCGUAGAGCGCAUUCCAUAUCUUCAAAAGGAAACAUCUCCUCGAUGCUUCACGCCAUCUUUCCUGUCUCAUCGAAUUCGGUUCACCCAGAGGUGAAAAUCAAAUCUGGCAAAGAUCCUCCCCACAAGAAACAGUCAACUUCUAGGCAGUCAUCGGAAGCCCACUCCAUCCCCUACAAAAAGAGUGACCAACCUGUAGCCUCAGACCAGGACCAAAAUGGUGUCUCGAAGAAAAGUGCAGAAGCUAGUGCAUGGCCUAUCCCCGAGGACGAGGACAGCAACCCUUCUAAUUCCAGCAUAUUGAGCAUUGUAAAUAUUGAUGCUUACGAGCCGGACAGUAGUGGCGGCGAGGAGGAGGGGGGACAGGGUUCCGACGCGUCUCACGGUCUCCAGAAAAGACUGGAUGACAUGAUCUUCGAGCUGGGUAAAGAGUUUGACUAUCUCAGCAGUUUGCACUCGUAUUUGUACACACAAUCUAGUGAAGGGACGACAGACUGUUCCCUCAGAGACACUGAGUCAGUGAAAGAUUCUAGAACAGAUCCUAGAUCAGAUUCUAACACAGAAGAAAUCCCUCUUGAGUGGAAUAUAUCAGAACACAACAGAACAGAUCACCUGGAAAUCAGCACUGAGUUCCGAACACCAGAGAACCUAGCAACUGUUGGCCCCAAAGGUCCUGCUGAGUUGGGGAACGACGACCAGAGGGGGACCCAGUCAGAGAUGGUGGUUAGGCCCAAAAUUCGUAAGCAGACUAGUGAAACACACCUGGAGAAGUGGAAGAGUUCUCAUGGCGAGGAGGCACACUGUGGCUCAGCCAAACAGGCCAGCAAGACCAAGUGUGUGUCCGCACCGCCAUUCUUCCUGACACAAACGGAAAGGCCAAACCAGGAGUUUCUCUUUGAUUACCCUCCGACUGAUUCAUACAGGCUUAGCCCUAUCGAGAGGAGGGGUGAAUAUGGAGAAGCAGGUAGCAAAUGUAUUUCUGAUGAUGAAAAGGACAUCUGGGAAGAGCUGGAGGACUCCAAUGAGACGGGUGUUCCUUUCAUGAAGGCUGAGGAAAGCUCAGAGUGCAGUGAGGGGGAGUGGUCAGCCUUGUGGACGUCGGACUCUGGCCUGGAGAAGGAGCGUGGCUCCAGUCAGGAGAGCUGGGUGACGCUGCGCCUGGACGAACUGCACAGCAGCAGUCUUGAGGAUGUCCCCGAGCUCAGCCUGCCCCCUGAGGAGCCGACCCCUCUGGAGGAGGGAGAGAUACCGUGGUUGAUGUACAACGAGGAGACGGGCAGCAGUAGUGACGAAGACCCAGAUGGCAUGAGUCACUUUGUCCACCCAGGCCUCUUCAUCCUGGAUGGGAACAACAACCUGGAGGAUGACUCCAGCUUGAGCGAGGACCUGGACGCUGAGUGGAGGUUGCUAGAUGACUUUGGAGAGGGCUUUGGGAUGGCCCAGGCUAUCUCCUAUGUGGAUCCUCAGCUCCUCACAUACAUGGCUCUUGAAGAGCGUCUGGCCCAAGCUAUGGAGGCAGCUCUAGCCCACCUGGAGUCCCUGGCCAUUGAUGUGGAGCAGGCCCAUCCUCCGGCUACAGAACAGAUUAUAGAGUGUCUGCCUCAGAUCCCCAUAUUGGAGGACCCCACUGGUCAGGAACAUUGCUGUGCCAUCUGCUGUGGUGAGUACGUCAAAGACGAGAUUGCAACCCAGCUGCCGUGCCACCACAUGUUCCACAAGAUCUGUGUGACUCUCUGGCUCCAAAAGUCUGGGACUUGCCCUGUCUGUCGUCACAUACUGUCGCCUGUUGUCAUGGAGACCACUGCUAACACCUCGUUUGUGUCGGAUCAGGACAUCCCACCGUCCAAUCACAGCGCAGCCGGAAUGCGGUGAAUCCACUGGUUACCAAUCAACAGCCAGAAAAAAGGCCUGUAACGCUUCAAUGAAAAAUAAUUCUUAUUACUUUUUCUUUCAUUGUCGCUCUCUGCAAUGUAACUCUAUGAAUGAGAUUGAAUUAGUUCUGCACAUGUAAACAAGUUCAAGAUCUAUGUCUGAGAGACAGUUCAGGCUUAUUUUCUGAGAAAAUAUUAUCUGUAUAAUGUCAAGUCUUUGUUACGAAUGUAUGUUUUAAUGAAGGAUAUGAAAUUAGGAAAUUGCAAUUUUUGUUUAUCCUAGAUUUUUGUUAAAGCAUUUAAGAUUUUACUUGCACAUUUUUUUUAAAUACAGAUGAAAGCAUUGCUUAUGUCCCUCACAUUGUACUAACUUCAAAAUCAUUUUGGUUCCCAUGUUCAAUAAAGGCUGUAGUGUGGGUAAGUCUUGAACUAUCAAAA